Molecule: messenger RNA, 2343 nt
Organism: Cynocephalus volans (Philippine flying lemur)
Lineage: Eukaryota; Metazoa; Chordata; Mammalia; Dermoptera; Cynocephalidae
Gene: PPT1
Product: palmitoyl-protein thioesterase 1
Exons: 9
Coding region: 1-921 (306 amino acids)
Biological process (GO): nervous system development; receptor-mediated endocytosis; protein depalmitoylation
Cellular component (GO): lysosome
Molecular function (GO): palmitoyl-(protein) hydrolase activity
Source: RefSeq, a predicted model, not a curated record
AUGGCGUGGCCCAGCGGCUUGUACCUCUUGGCUGUUGCGCUCUUGCCCUGGUCGUGCGCUGCCCGGGAGCUGGGGCAUCUCGACCCGCCGGCGCCCCUGCCGCUGGUGAUCUGGCAUGGGAUGGGAGACAGCUGUUGUAAUCCCUUAAGCAUGGGUGCUGUUAAAAAAAUGGUUGAGAAGAAAAUACCUGGAAUUUACGUCUUAUCUUUAGAGAUUGGGAAGACCCUGAUGGAGGACGUGGAGAACAGCUUUUUCUUGAAUGUCAAUUCCCAAGUAACAACAGUGUGUCAGAUUCUUGCUAAGGAUCCUAAAUUGCAGCAAGGCUACAAUGCUAUGGGAUUCUCCCAGGGAGGCCAAUUUCUGAGGGCAGUGGCUCAGAGAUGCCCAUCACCUCCCAUGAUCCAUCUGAUCUCAGUUGGGGGACAACACCAAGGUGUUUUUGGGCUCCCUCGAUGUCCAGGAGAGAGCUCUCACAUUUGUGACUUCAUCAGAAAAACACUGAAUGCUGGGGCUUACUCCAAAGCUGUUCAGGAACGCCUGGUACAAGCAGAAUACUGGCAUGACCCCAUAAAGGAGGAUGUAUACCGAAACCACAGCAUCUUCUUGGCAGAUAUAAAUCAGGAGAGGAGUGUCAACGAGUCCUACAAGAAAAACCUGAUGGCCCUGAAGAAGUUUGUGAUGGUGAAAUUCCUCAAUGAUUCCAUUGUGGACCCUGUGGAUUCUGAGUGGUUUGGAUUUUACAGAAGUGGCCAAGCCAAGGAAACCAUUCCUUUACAGGAGACCACUCUGUACACACAGGAUCGUCUGGGACUAAAGGAAAUGGACAAAGCAGGACAACUAGUGUUUCUGGCAACAGAAGGGGACCAUCUUCAACUGUCUGAACAAUGGUUUUAUGCCCACAUCAUACCCUUCCUUGAAUGAAACCCCUGCAGUUGCAACAGAGCUCAGGGAGCCCGACUCUUCCAAACCCAUGGGACAGUUUCCUUCAUGUCCAAGCCUGAGCUCAGAUACAGCUUGCAACUAAUCCUUCUCUCCUGUCAUCAUCUAACAUGCCCUACUUGGAAAGAUCUAAGAUCUGAAUCUUAUCCUUUGUUCUCAUCCUUUACCGCCUCCUAUCACCAUAUGGUGUUGAAUGCAAGUUUAAUUAGUUAAUAACUAUGGGAUUGUUUUACAAUCUUUUGAAGUGGUCAAGCUAAGUCUUAGGAAAGGGAGUCUGCUGCAGAUCAAUGCCAGAACUGUGCCCAGGCCCAGAGGAAGCUGAACAAACUAAAGCAAUGAGAUAGAUUCUAAGCGCCAACAUCUUUCUCAGGAAAGUCUAGCCAGAUUUCAAGUAGAGAAGGCUAGUGCCCAGGCCUGAGUUACUCCUGUAAAUACUUUGUUUUGCUGGUAAAAAUUUAGCUAGUGCUUGGAAAAGUAUAGCUUGGAUAAUGCUCCCACGUAAUUUCUUAAGGCUACCUUCCUAAGUAUGUUGCUUUGUGGCCUGUCUUAGCAAUCGUUGGAUAAAUUCCACUGGCCUACCAUCUUGUCUCUGCAGCACCUAUUUUAUCUCCUUGGGCAGUAAUGAAUUAGUUGCUCUGUCACAAAAGGAGGAAGUUGCACCCAACUGGAUUGCUUAAGAGAGGAAAUGUACAUCUUGUGUAACUUAGAGUGAGGGGGUGGGUGAAGAAAAUGUAGGAGUGGAAGUGAAAAAUGAGGCAGCUAAUUCUUUCCAUCCUUGACUAACCUGCCCUUUCUUAAUAUGACUAGUGGUCUGGAUGCUGGAGUUACUGCAAAAAGUGGGAGGAACACUGUGAAGAGAUCAGGCUUUCUAACUUCCAUCCCCCAAAACCGUAUUUACCAGCACUCUCUAAACUGUUUCUGAUGUGUUUUGUACGAAAAGGAUUUUUUACUCAAAAAGGCUGGAGAGGGCCAGCCACCCGCCAUCCCACCCCCCCACUCCCCCAAAAAGAAAAAGCUUGGAGAAUAUCGCAUACUUCCUUAUUCCUCCAGGAGAUCAAUCCACAUUAGGAUAUCUAAGGACAUUAAGAAUUGCUGUUAUAGUAAGAAAAACUAACUUUACCAUUUCCUACAAUAUUUGAGCAUGGAAGUGUUAGCCCCCAACCUGUGAAAACCUAUCAGCACUUUUUGGAAGACUGUUCUGUAGACUGCCAGUCUGGAGAAAUGAUUAGCUAUGCUUUGAUGAAAGAAACUUGUUAGUGCUGUAAAGUUUACCCUUUAUGAUUUUUUCCUUUUGCUCUCUCAAGCCUUAUUCAACUACAAGGUGAGAUUAAGGGCAAGAAGUGUGUGUGGGGAGUGUGUGAAAAUAAUUUUAUGAAGUUGUCUAAAAUAAAGAGUAGUUUCUUA